AUGGGAUUCAGCGAGAUAUGGAUCAACUGGAUUAUGGAAUGCAUCACCACGGCUACAUUCUCUUUCAACAUAAAUGAGGAGUCAAAAGGAUAUAUAACAUCUUCAAGGGGAAUUAGACAAGGUGAUCCUCUAUCACCUUAUCUUUUCUUGUUAGUAUCAGAAGGUUUUUCCAAUUUGCUGACUCAAGCUGAGAGCAACCAUAAGCUGAUUUUGGAGACGUAUGAACAAGGCUCAGGACAAAUGAUGAACAUGAAAAAGUCAUUAGUCUUCUUUAGUAAGAAUGUGGACCGGAAGGAACAAAAGGAGAUCUGCAGUAGCCUAGGAAAUAUACAGGUAGUACAUCAAGGAAAGUAUUUGGGGUUGCCAAUCGUCAUACCAGAACUAAGGACCAGAUCUUUGGUUUUGUCAGAGACAAGUGUCAGAAAACAGUCUCUAAUUGGUGCAACAAGAAGCUCUUCCAAGCAGGCAAAGAGGUUUUACUAA
Molecule: messenger RNA, 483 nt
Organism: Coffea arabica (coffee)
Lineage: Eukaryota; Viridiplantae; Streptophyta; Magnoliopsida; Gentianales; Rubiaceae
Source: RefSeq, a predicted model, not a curated record